UUCUCCGUAUAAGGUAGCUAAUUUAACUUGGGGUGCGGUUAGGUGGAUGGGUGAUAGCUGAAACGUGUUGGGAAAACUGGAUGAGGGGUUUCUCAAAAUGGCGCCGUGCGGCCCGGCUGGAACUGAGUGAUCCCUCCCUCCCUCCCUCCAUGACCGUGUGACGCAGUCUGCGCCACUUGGUCGGAUGGUCCUGGCUUGUACUGAUAUACUAUGGUGGGCCCCUCCCGAGUGUUGCAAUCUCGCAACCUUGUUUCUCCUUGAAUGCCCGUCGAUGGGUAGUCGCUCAGAAGUGCUCCACUGAGAGCUGUUGCGCAGCCAUUGGUACCUGUGUCGGGGAAACCUAACCAACAAACGGGGGACUUGCAGCCUGAGUGGCGCAAACUUUUUCAUGUCAGAGACCGAGUACACUUGCAAUUGUUUAUGUCAUCCAUUCUUCUUCAGACAGAAGAUACCAAAAAAUUCCAUUCAAAGAUCUUUUCACUUUACUCAUAAAUCUAAUAGUAAACCAGAAUGGCUGUCAACGUCAACCGCAGUGUGUCUGACCAAUUCUAUCGGUACAAAAUGCCCCGUCUGAUUGCUAAGGUCGAGGGCAAAGGGAAUGGUAUAAAGACAGUAAUAGUCAACAUGGUUGAUGUUGCCAAGGCGCUUAAUCGGCCUCCAACGUAUCCCACCAAGUUUUUUGGUUGUGAGCUGGGAGCUCAGACCCAGUUUGAUUCAAAGAAUGACCGUUAUAUUGUGAAUGGAUCUCAUGAGGCGAAUAAGCUGCAAGACAUGCUGGAUGGAUUCAUUAGGAAAUUUGUCCUUUGUAAUGAGUGUGAGAAUCCUGAAACUGACCUGCAUGUCAAUCCAAAGAAACAAACUAUUGGUAUUUCCUGUAAAGCCUGUGGAUACAGAGGCAUGCUUGACACACGCCACAAACUCUGCACGUUCAUUCUUAAAAAUCCACCUGAAAAUGGAGAUGGUGGCUCAGCCAAGAAAGAGAAGAAAACCAAAAAGGGUAAAGACAAGGAGAAUGGAUCAGUACCUAAUUCAGAAUCAUCCACCCACAAUGAGUUUGAUGCACCAGAAGCAGUGGAUGGUGAAGAUGAUGACGAUGAUUGGUGUGAAGAAACUACAGAGGAAGCCCAGAGGCGUCGAAUGGGUGAAAUCAGUGAGCAUGCCAAAAACUUGACACUCAGUGAUGAUCUGGGAAAAACAUUAGAGGAAAGAGUGAACUUAUUCUACAACUUUGUCAAGAAAAAGAAGGAAGAGGGCAUUAUUGAUUCUGCUGAUAAAGAUCUUCGAUCAGAAGCUGAAAGACUGGAUGUAAUAGCUAUGGGCCCUCUCAUACUAAGUGAACUGCUUUUUGAUGAGAACAUACGAGAUCAGAUCAAGAAAUAUAAACGGCACUUUCUACGUUUCUGCCAUGGUAAUAAAAAGGCUCAGAAGUAUUUACUCGGUGGCUUUGAGUGUCUGGUGAAAAUACAUCGGGACCAACUGCUGCCCAGAGUUCCACAUGUAUUGAAGCAGCUUUAUGAUGCUGAUCUCUUGGAAGAAGAGGUUAUUCUUGCCUGGGCUGAGAAAGUAUCCAAGAAGUAUGUCCCCAAAGAACUUGCCAAAGAGAUACAUGCAAAGGCAGAUCCAUUUAUUAAGUGGCUAAAAGAAGCUGAAGAGGAAUCUGAAGAGGAAGAGGAGGAAUCUGAAGAGGAGAAAGAUGUGGAGGUGGUUUACGAUAGCUCUGCAAGAGAACUGAAAGUGGAAACUCUGAAACCCAUUAAGACAAAAGAGGAAGAGGAUAUAGAUAUUGAUGCUAUUUGAUGUAUUCUUGCAGGGGACAAAAUCAACCCAUAAAUCUUGCAGCAGAGCAGUCAGUAACGAAGAAAUUGCUGUGUUUAAACGGCAGUUGCUGAAUUCGGACUCUGCUAGUCAAAUUCUCCAAUAUGACUCUAGUAACACUUCACCAUCGCCUCCCUACCAGUUAGGAACUGACAGCAUGUCCAAAGUCUAAAUGGUAGACUGGUCCUGCAAAUUUUUUUUUAUUUGUCUAUACAUUUUCUCUUGUUGCUAUUGGGUAACACUUCAGCAUUUACUAUGCAUUUCUACAGGGAUGUAAAUUACAAAUUAAAGGGGUUUGUGUUCUGCA
Molecule: messenger RNA, 2122 nt
Organism: Chiloscyllium plagiosum (whitespotted bambooshark)
Lineage: Eukaryota; Metazoa; Chordata; Chondrichthyes; Orectolobiformes; Hemiscylliidae
Gene: eif5
Product: eukaryotic translation initiation factor 5
Biological process (GO): formation of cytoplasmic translation initiation complex; translational initiation
Cellular component (GO): cytosol
Molecular function (GO): eukaryotic initiation factor eIF2 binding; GDP-dissociation inhibitor activity; translation initiation factor activity
Source: RefSeq, a predicted model, not a curated record